AUGUCGAAGGGCCUUUUUUCACGACAGGAGAAAAAGCGCUCCUAUGCCGGGCAUUCCACACCCGAUGGGUCUGGACUUGAGAGCCACGGCUCACGAGGAGGAGGAAUCGCGAGAGGUGACACAAGCGGAGGUGGCGGUAUCAAAGGAUCCAGUCGACACUCUGUCGACAUUGGCGGCGGGAAUAAUGAUGGAGCUGGUACUAACGCGUACAACUCCACGGGGUCGAAUAGCCGAAAGCGAGACAAACCGAGGGUAGGCUCUGGAGGAUCCAACGGCUCGAAAACGAAGCGCAAGCGGAGUGCGUCCGAGGCCGUUUCCCCCUUCUCCCCUCAAGCGGAAGAGGAGGAGGAGGCCACUCCGCCACCAGGCGCAGGCGCGGGGGCCGGGGAGGCCGCGGGGUUUAGCGCGCAUGGUGAUUCCCCCUCGCUCGGGGACCCGCGCGAGGACUCCCCCGCGGGAUUGAGGCGUCCGCCGAAGUUCCGCCUUCCAGGGUCGAAGCUCGAGUCGAUGGAUGAGAACGGCCCCGUCACUCUCACAGCAGUGCCUCGCCGCACACGCACUGGUAAGGAGUGCAAGUUGAGAGGAACCGAUGUGUUGAGUUGA
This is a messenger RNA of Closterium sp. Naga37s-1, 603 nucleotides long. The record is from the annotation of a GenBank genome assembly. NCBI's taxonomy places the organism in Eukaryota, Viridiplantae, Streptophyta, Zygnematophyceae, Desmidiales, Closteriaceae.